Molecule: messenger RNA, 850 nt
Organism: Fusarium oxysporum Fo47
Lineage: Eukaryota; Fungi; Ascomycota; Sordariomycetes; Hypocreales; Nectriaceae
Exons: 4
Coding region: 119-850 (243 amino acids)
Source: RefSeq, a predicted model, not a curated record
CACAAGUUGAGAAGCCUCUAUGACUAAGACCUAGAAAGUUGAGUCAAUUAUCACCAAUCAAUAACAUCCCUCUCUACCUUCGCAGAACCAUUCGACUGCUCUCCAAACUUUAUCCACCAUGCCUUCUCUCAUUACACUUUCAAUGAUGGUCGGAACCAUUGCGACAUCAGUGGUCGCAGAUGUCUACAACGUCAACGUUCCCUCGGGCUUCUUUCCUGGUCCUCAGUCUGGUAUUGGCUCAUGGUACCGCGCCUCCACCGGCCAGGACUCAACCAACGGAAACAGCUGGUGUGGCUACAAGUACUACAACUCAGAUCCUUUGUUUGCUCCUUCUCUGAAGGCAAUGGGUGGUGCCACGUAUAACUCCAACCCCGAUGCCUGGAGACAGCAGACUAGGAAGUACUGUGGCCUGGAAGCCAAGGUCACCGACCCUACGACCGGCAAGAGUCAGCUUAUGUACAUUGGCGAUUCUUUUGACGAUCAAUGGGUCAGAACGCCCGCAUCCAUCGACAUCAUGAUUGACGCCUUCUCCAACAUUCACGGAAAUCCCAAUGGGGACAAGAACAACGUCAUCAAGGGAGUUCAAUGGGAGCUCACUGGCAGAGUCAACACCAAGUAUGCUGCACCAGGUGCAUCCUGGCCUCCCGCGUCAGGCGGUUCUAGCACUGGCGGUUUGGGAGCCAAGUGCGAUGGGCAGACCAAGUUAUGCAACAGCGGCCUUACCUGUCUCUCCCCUGAUGGUGCCAAGGAUGGUCUUGUAGCUCAAGUGUGCCGUGCCAAAAGCCCUGGAACUGUGUCAGCGGCUUUUGCAACGUUUAGAAAGGAAAAUGGUGAUCCCGAUUAUUCCUAA